Penicillium psychrosexuale is the source of this 309-nucleotide messenger RNA. RefSeq lists its product as uncharacterized. NCBI's taxonomy places the organism in Eukaryota, Fungi, Ascomycota, Eurotiomycetes, Eurotiales, Aspergillaceae. The record is from RefSeq and is a predicted model, not a curated record. The transcript has a single exon. Bases 1 to 309 code for a protein of 102 amino acids.
AUGAUGAUGACGCAGCCGUUUCCUGCCCACCAAGGCAUGCCGCAACAUGGGUUUCCCCCCGGUCACCCAAUGGCCGCGCAACAUCCAAAUGGACACCCGGGCGCUGGAAUGGUACAGCAAAUGCAUCCUGGCGUCUCUGCGCCGGGAGGACCUCAAGUCAGCCAAGCGGGCCCGAUGAUGGGCGGCAUGCCCCCGGGCGCUGGGGCAGUUGGUCCUGGUGGCCCCGGCCCAAAUGCUCAUGCCCUCUCCCACCUGAAUCCCGCGCAGGCGCAUAUGCUUCAGAACCCCCAAUUCCAACAAAAUUGUUAG